Oryctolagus cuniculus (rabbit) is the source of this 7428-nucleotide messenger RNA. It is a transcript of the gene CDNF, whose product is annotated as cerebral dopamine neurotrophic factor. NCBI's taxonomy places the organism in Eukaryota, Metazoa, Chordata, Mammalia, Lagomorpha, Leporidae. The record is from RefSeq and is a predicted model, not a curated record. Gene Ontology annotation, cellular component: endoplasmic reticulum. Gene Ontology annotation, biological process: dopaminergic neuron differentiation; neuron projection development.
GUUCUGCUGGAGCUACAAGGCGCAUGUGCCGGCUGCGGCGGCGACAGGAAGAAGCUCCUUCGCCCCGCCUCUCUCCCGUGACCCUUUAUGGAGAGCCAAUUGAAACUCUAGAUUGAGUUUCGUCAUUUGUUGUUACGACUCCGCGCAGAUUCCUCCCACUUCGGGCUCCGCUCUGCGGGGGUCUUGUUGCAACCUGGGGCGGUAGCCUCUGUGCUCUGGUGCGGGUAUUGUAGUUGACUACAGGUGCCGGCUCAGCAUGUGGUGCGCGAGCCUAGGUGCCGUGCUGGCUUUUUGCGCUGGGCUCUGGGUCUCUAGUCCGGUGCAGGCUCAGGGCCCGGAAGCCGGGGGCCGGCCGGGGGCCGACUGUGAAGUAUGCAAGGAAUUCUUGGAUCGAUUCUACAACUCCUUGAUAGCCAGAGGAGUUCACUUUUCACUGGAGAUCAUAGAAAAAGAGUUGAUCAGCUUCUGCUUGGAUGCCAAAGGAAAAGAAAACCGCCUGUGCUAUUACCUAGGAGCCACAAAGGAUGCUGCCACAAAGAUCCUAAGUGAAGUCACUCGCCCAAUGAGUGUGCAUAUGCCCGCAGUGAAGAUCUGUGAGAAGCUGAAGAAGAUGGACAGCCAGAUCUGUGAGCUGAAAUAUGAAAAGAAAUUGGACUUGGCAUCAGCUGACCUGUGGAAGAUGAGAGUAGCAGAACUGAAACAGAUACUGCGGAGCUGGGGGGAAGAGUGCAGGGCUUGUGCAGAGAAAACUGACUAUGUGAACCUGAUCAAAGAACUGGCCCCCAAGUAUGCAGCGAUGCACCCUCAGACAGAACUCUGACCACGGACACCAGCACCCAUCAACCGUACUUAGAGAAAAAUGACUCUCUGGGAUAUGGACAUGCUGCUUAAGGACGACUGGGAAUUGCACUGUUUGGUCUUAUAGUUUUUGUCUUGAUAUUAUACCUCAGAAUUUUGGUAGUUGUGUUGAAGAGUAAAACUUCCAGUGUUGCAUUGUACAUUUGUAGUGCACCAAAACCUCCAAGUGCCUUCUAAAAUAGGGGAAAGUGAGCUACUAAGACUGAUCGAAUAAGAUGGUUCUAAGAAGCAAAGAAGGCUUCUGUCCAUGCACAACUUUUUUUUAUUAAAUAUAUUGGACUAGGACAAAAGAAACAAUGUUUAGCUUACCUAAUGCAGACUUCAACCCUAAACAAUAAUUUAGUAUGUUUAAAUAUUUUUUAGAGUAAACUUUGUAUUUUCAACUGCAAAUCACUGUACAUUCUAGCUCUCUUCUUUCCUAUCUAAGACUUUAAAUCUUGUAACUCUUGUAAGUAUCAGUGAUGUUUUGGCAGAUUUUGUUGAUAUUCAGAUUGCUAAGUUGAUGAAGCUCAAGGUCUUUUUCAUUUUUCUCUUGCACAUAUCAGACAAGCUUGUCAUAGACAAAGCAUAUUAAGAGCAUCUGCAGGCAACAUGGAACUUUAUGGUUCUUAACCAUAUUUUAUCAACUUUAAAUUGUAAAAUCAUUUUUAGUUCUAUUUUCCAGCCACAUAAGAAACUAAGGAAGAAAUACUUAUCUUUGGGCCGGCACUGUGGUGUAGUGGACUAAGCUUCUGCCUGUGGCACCGGUUCAAGUCCCAACUGCUCCUCUUCUGAUCCAGCUCUCUGCUGUGGCCUGGGAAAGCAGUAGAAGAUGGCCCAAGUCCUUGGGCCCCUGCACCCACGUGGGAGACCUGGACGAAGAACCUGGCUUCAGAUGGGCUCUGCUCUGGCCAUUGUGGCCAUCUGGGGAAUGAACCUGCAGAUGGAAGACCUUUCUCUCUGUCUCUCUCUCUCUCUGUAACUCUACCUCUCAAAUAAAUAAAUAAAAUCUUAAAAAAAGAAAUGCUUAUCUUUGUGUGGUGCAUGGAGGUGGGGAAUGACAGAGGAACAGUGUUCCCAUGGAACCUUCUGGGGUGAUGGCAAUGUCCUGUACCUUGAUUGGAGUGGUGGUUAUAUGGAUGACCACCACUGUCAAACUCAUCUAGUGGUACAGUUAAGAUCUGGACAUAUUAUUGUAUGUAAAUUACAUGUAAGAGAACUGCUAUAGAAUCAUUAUUUGAAAAUCAACUAAAAUUAAUUGACGCAAAUACACUGUCAAGAAUUGUGUUUACUGACAGUCCCUUUUGGAGAGUAGAGGAGAAAUUUUCCAGACAAAGUAUAUAUUGAAAGUGGAGUUUUCACUUUUAAAUGCUGCAGAGGUAGAAUUUUCAGCUGGGCAGUUCAGAUGUAACCAAAUUUGUCAGAGAAUUGAUGGUUCUUAAGGAGAUAUGUAUAUUAUGUAACUGAAAGUAAUAAUAAAAAUAUUUGGUGUAAUGUAUGGCCAAAAGUGAUGACUGCUUCUGGAUUUUGGCUGCUUAAUCAUCACGUGUAAUGCAUCUACUUUUUUUUAUUUAUUUUUAAGAUUUAUUUAUUUAUUUGAAAGUCAGAGUUACACAGAGAGAAGGAGCGGCAGAGAGAGAGAGGCCUUCCAUCCGCUAGUUCACUACCCACAUGGCCGUGAUGGCUGGAGCUGGGACGAUCUGAAGCCAGCAGCCAGGAGCUUUUUCUGGGUCUCCCACGUGGGUGCAGGGCCCAAGGACUUGGGCCAUCUUCCAUUGCUUUCCCAGGCCAUAGCAGAGAGCUGGACUGGAAGAGGGGCAACCGGGACAGAAUCCGGCACCCCAACCAGGACUAGAACCCAGAGUGCUGGUGCCACGGGCAGAGGAUUAGCCAAGUGAGCCAUGGCACUGGCCCUGAGCCAGCUUCUUUAAGGUGUAUAUGCCCUUCUAUCUUCUUCACCCCCAGAACCACCCCCAUGUCCCACUUAAAACUCUAAUCGCAUGCCAGAACUUAAUCACAUGCCAAACUUGGCUGCAAGGGAGUUUAGGAAAUAAAACUCUAAUCGCAUGCCAGAACUUAAUCACAUGCCAAACUUGGCUGCAAGGGAGUUUAGGAAAUUACAUUUUGGGUUGGGCUCAUUGAUAAAAUCAGGAAUUUGUUAUUGUUGCUAUGACUGGGGCAGAAGGUAGAAACAUGGCCACAAACCAUCUCUGCCACAUAGUGUAAAUUUUUCCUUAGCAUGACUCUUAGUUAUAAUUCUGGUUAUCAAACUCCAAAUAACUCUUCAUUCUUCUCGUUGCUUAUAUUUUACAUAGAUAUAAGCAAUUCUAUUUUUCCUCAUUUUUUUUAAAAAAAGAUUUAUUUAUUUUUAUUUGAAAAGUAGAGUUAGAGAGAGAGAGAGAUCUUCCAUCCAAUGGGUUCAAUUCCCAAAUGGCCACAAAGUCUAGGGCUGGGCCAGGUCAAAGCCAGGAGCCCAGAAAUCCAUCCAGUCUCCCAUGUGGAUGGCAGAAACCCAAACAAGUGAGCCAUCUUCCUCUGCUUUCCCAACACAAUAGCAGGGAGUUGAAUUAGAAGUGGAGCAGCCAAGACUUUAACCAGUGCUUAUAUGGGCUGCCAGCAUCACAGACAGUGGUUUAACCUGCUGGGCCACAAUGCUGGCCUCUUUCCUUGUGUUUUGAAUUUGACAAGAAUUGAGUACAGUUUUCCUAUUUUAUUUUCAUUUAAAAUUACUUCUUAUCUCAUGGGGCAUUGUGUUUGUGUAUGUAUGUGUGUGUUUUACCCCAAAUCUGUAAGCAUUCAUGAGUUAGAAUUCAAGAUAUUCUUUAAAAAGUGACAAAACUCUGAAAGGCUUUCAUCUAAAUUGUACUAGUCUUAGACAGACAUUGCUCUUGACCUACUCUGGAUUUCAAAAAUUCCAACCAAGGGGCUGGUGCUGUGGUGUAGGGGAUUAAGCCACCACCUAUAAGUGCUGACAUCCCAUGUGGACACCACUUGAAGACCUGGCUGCUCUCCCUCCUAUCCAGCUCUCUGCUAUGGCCUGAGAAAGCAGUAGAAGAAGGCCCAAGUCCUUAGGCCCUGGCACCCACGUGGGAGACCUGGAAGAAGCUCCUGGCUCCUGGCUUCGGAUCAGCGCAGCUCUGGCCAUUGUAGCCAAUUGGGGAGUGAACCAGCAGAUAGAAGACUUCUCUUUCUCUGACUCUCCUUCUCUCUGUGUGUAAUUCAGACUUUCAAAUAAAAUAAAUAAAUCUUUAAAAAAUUCCAAACAAAAGACUCAUCAUUUUGGCUUGUAAAUAAAUAUGAGAUCAGAUAUAACAUUUAGAGUACAUAUGGAAAGUUGUAGUUUUUCAUUUGCAUAUGAAUGAUUUAUAAUUCACAUUCCACAAAGAAGUUUUAAAUCUUGACCAAAUUAGCUCAGCAUAUAGGACAAGAAAAUAUUUUAUUAGUAGAUCUUUAAAAAAACACUAAUGCAUUUUAUGAUGCAAAGGCCUUGUCUGAAUUUGUGCCUCUCUUAAUAAGUGCCUUUUCUAUGCACAUAGCUGGCUGUGUUUAUCCUGGAGGUCUCAUCCGAAAGAAAUUACUGCAAGAGAGUCAUUUUUUUUUCAAUGUGUUUGAAAUAGACCAUUCCACACAAAGAGAAAUUCUUUUGGACAUUCUAUCAUUCUGAUAUUAGAAACUUUUAGAAUUUUAUUUUAGUGCCUUUCCCCGUUUUAGUUUAUUUUGGAUCUUUUUUGUUUUCCUUUUUUAUUAGUGGCUAUCAUUUAUUUUAGCUUUUUUCCCUUCAAAAAUAAUAUUUAUUGAGUGGACAUUUGGUGCAAUGGUAGAGGUUUAGCUAAUCUGAAAGAUUUCUGCUAAUGAAUAUAUGUUUUAAAAAGCAAGAAUUCUUUGAUGGAAAAUACCAAUUUCUAAACUCUGACAGGGAUCAUAAAAGAAAGCUGCGGGUGUAAGAAAGAAGCAAAAGCUUGUGGAAAAUUUGAGACCUUUUUUUUUUAGGAACAAUUAAUAUUCCAGUAGCUGGCAGAGCCUCCCUUUUAUCUUCCUUAAAUCAUAGCAUUUCCCUCUGCAGCCACAUGGGGCAGCUGUGGCCCUUUUAUGAAGCACCCCAACUUCACUGUGGGAAUGGGUAAAAUUGUGCUCAUGCUGUUUUCUUGAAAUGCCCAGUUGCUACCUAGAUAAAUAUUUUAAUGUAAAAAAGUACAUGUUCACAUAAAUGAAAGUUUCAAAGACAAAAAUAUGAAGAAAUAAACAUUACCGAAGUCUGUUUGCCAAAAAUUUGUAAUAAAAUGAAUAAAAACUACUGCCUUAUACACUGUCUUUACCAGUAAGUGAUGAAUUAGUAUAAAUUGUAAUUUAAAUGCCCACUUCAGAUUUCCCACCUAGCUGAUGGCAGAUUUUAUCCUGAUGCAAAUAUUUUCAAGGCAAGUCACAGUCCAAUAAUUUUGUUAUUUUCUUGCUGAAAUGUGAUGACAUGCAUGAAAUUUUAGGUUAACUUCAGGAAUGUUGAGAAAUAAAAUUUUUCAAUUCCCUAAGAAAAAGCUUCAAUAUUUCUUGCAAAGGAAUUGUACCCCAAAUUAUUUCACUCUUACAAUAACAUUCUGAAAUAGAAACAUUUCCCAGAAGAUUGUUUUUCUACGGUAAAGCUUGGCUUAUCCUGUUGUGCUUUUCUUUAAACAUUUUAAAAACCUUAUUAACAAAAAUAAUACAUAUUUAUGGGGUAUGGUAUGACAUUUCUUUGUUCUUCUUUGUAUUCCUAGGAGCAAUUUUAAGAUUUGAGAUUUAACCAUUUUUAACAUUUUGCUAUAUCCACUUCAUGUGUAGAUAUUAUAUAAAUACAGAUAUACACAAUUUUUCUUGACAACAGGGAUAUCAACAUCACAUAAUGUAGGAUUCAUGGCAAUGAUCAUAAAGUAAGGAAAGAAGAAUGUAGUGUCACAUAGAUGAUAUAAUUCAGUGAAGAUAAUAUUUAUAAACAUCUGUAUACCAAAUAAUAGGACAUCCACACAGCCUUUAUAGUCUCUACAUUAACUUCUACAUAUGAAAAAAAAAAUGUGGUGUUUGUCUUUCUUCGUUUGGCUUAUUUCACUUAGCAUGAUGAUCUCCAGUUCCAUCCAUUUUGUUGCAAAUGUCAGGAUUUCAUUAUUUUUUUGGCUGAGUAAUAUUCCAUCACAUAUAUAUCUACACACUACAUUUUCUUUUCCAAUCACCAGUUGCUAUUUUGAAUAAAUUGUUUGUUUGUUUGACAGGCAGAGUGGACAGUGAGAGAGACAGAGACAGAGAGAAAGGUUUUCCUUUGCCGUUGGUUCACCCUCCAAUGGCCGCCACAGCUAGCGCACUGCUGCCAGCGCACCGCACUGAUCCGAAGCCAGGAGCCAGGUGCUUCUCCUGGUCUCCCAUGCGGGUGCAGGGCCCAAGCACUUGGGCCAUCCUCCACUGCACUCCUGGGCCAUAGCAGAGAGCUGGCCUGGAAGAGGGGCAACCGGGACAGAAUUCGGCUCCCCGACCGGGACUAGAACCCGGUGUACCAGUGCCGCACGCGGAGGAUUAGCCUAUUGAGCCGCGGCGCCAGCCUGAAUAAAUUGUUCUUAUAAGUUCUUCCUUGCCAGAUCAUUGUGGGUAUAUAAAAAUGCUAUUGAUUUUUAUGUGUUGAUUUUAUAUCUUGCAACUUUACUAAAUUAUCUUAUUAGUUCUAAUAGUUUCUCUUUUUUGUUUUUUUAAAAAGAGAUUUAUUUAUUUACUUAUUUAAAAGAGUUACAGAGAGAGGGGGAAAGACUGAAAGAGAAAGGGAUCCUCCAUCCACUGGUUCACUCCCCAAUGUCACAAUGGCCAUGGCUGGGCCAGGCUGAAACCAGAAGCCAGUAGUUUUAUCUUUGUCUCCCAUGUGGAUGGCAGGGGCCCAAACACUUGGCCAUCUUCUGCUGCUUUUCCCAGGCCAUUAGCAAGGAUCUGGAUCAAAAGUGGAAAAGCCAAGAUAUGAACUGGCACCCAUAUCAAGUGCCAGUGUUGAAGGUGGCAGCUUUAUCUACUAUGCCAUAAUGCUGGCCCUUCUAAUAGUCUCUUGGCAGAGUCUUUUUUUUAAGCUUAAUUUUUUAGGAUUAACAUAUUUUUAAUCCACAUUAUAGUCAAAGGUUUAAUGGCUAUACUGAAUAAGUGUAAAACAAAAAGUAAAAAUAACAUAGUUUAACAAGAAAAUAGGCCAGGGCUAUAAACAAUAAUCAAAGGAAAAAUGUUCAACUUCACUCAUAUAAAGUGCGUUUUUAAAUAGUCACAAAAACAUUAAAACUAUAAUAGCAUAUAAUUCCUAUCAUUUGUUUGACAAAGAUUGAAAUCAGUUUAACAAAGCACUGUAUUUGCAGCAAAACUGAUACACAUAGUCACCUCUCUCUUUUAUUAAUUUUAGCUCCCACAUAUAAGAGAGAACUUGUGGUAUUUGUCAUUUUGUGUCUGACUUAUUUCACUCAUCAUGGGAGUCUCCAAUUCUAACCAUUUUGCUGCAAAUGAUCGAACUUUAUUCUUUUUCUAUAGCUGAAUAAUACUUCACUGUGUGUAUAUACCACCUUUUUUUUUUUUUUUUUUUUUUUUUUUUUUUUUUUUUGA